This is a messenger RNA of Cervus elaphus (red deer), 1027 nucleotides long. RefSeq names its product vesicle transport through interaction with t-SNAREs homolog 1B-like. Gene Ontology annotation, biological process: Golgi to vacuole transport; retrograde transport, endosome to Golgi; intra-Golgi vesicle-mediated transport. NCBI's taxonomy places the organism in Eukaryota, Metazoa, Chordata, Mammalia, Artiodactyla, Cervidae. Gene Ontology annotation, cellular component: ER to Golgi transport vesicle membrane; SNARE complex; late endosome membrane. The record is from RefSeq and is a predicted model, not a curated record. Gene Ontology annotation, molecular function: SNAP receptor activity; SNARE binding. Bases 127 to 774 code for a protein of 215 amino acids. The transcript has a single exon.
GCCUCGUCUUGGGCGACUGUGGCGGCGGUCGCCGUGAUGCCUGCGGGGCUGGGCGGCUGACGACGGAGUAGGAACGGGCCCUCGGCCCAGAAUUUCGGCGCCCGCUGUUCGAAAGAGGCCUGCGCCAUGGCCACCUCUGCCGCCUCCUCGGAGCAUUUCGAGAAACUGCACGAGAUCUUCCGCGGCCUCCAUGAAGACCUACGAGGGGUGCCGGAGCGGCUCCUGGGGACCGCAGGGACAGAAGAGAAGAAGAAGUUGAUCAGAGAUUUCGAUGAAAAGCAACAGGAAGCAAAUGAAACGCUGGCAGAGAUGGAAGAGGAACUACGUUACGCUCCCCUAUCUUUCCGUAACCCUAUGAUGUCUAAGCUUCGAACCUACCGAAAGGACCUUGCUAAACUCCAUCGGGAAGUGAGAAGUACGCCUUUGACAGCCACUCCUGGGGCCCGAGGAGACACGAAAUAUGGUACAUACACUGUGGAGAAUGAGCAUAUGAAUCGGCUACAGUCUCAAAGGACAUUGCUUCUGCAAGGCACUGACAGCCUGAACCGGGCCACCCAGAGUAUUGAGCACCAGAUUGGCUCAGAAAUCAUAGAAGAGCUGGGGGAGCAACAUGACCAGUUGGAACGUACCAAGAGUAGACUGGUAAAUACAAGUGAAAACUUGAGCAAAAGUCGGAAGAUUCUCCGCUCAAUGUCCAGAAAAGUGACAACCAACAAGCUGCUGCUUUCCAUCGUCAUCUUACUGGAGCUAGCCAUUCUGGGAGGCCUGGUUUAGUACAAAUUCUUUGGCAGGCAUUGAACCUCCUACAGGGAAGGGUUUGUGGACCAGAACUAUGACUUCGUGAAUGAAUGGCGUUAGAGGUGUGGAAAAAAUCUUAUUGCUGCUGUGAACUAGCGGUUCAAGAAGGCACUAUGUAGCCAGACUGUGGGUGGAGGGAGGAAGACGGAAAACCACUGAUACGUGAAGGAACAGCAAUAAGACCAGUAUGAUAUACCAAGGUAAUAAAUGUCGUUUAUGACUUCUUUAA